This is a messenger RNA of Solanum tuberosum (potato), 1861 nucleotides long. Its product is annotated as metacaspase-1-like. The record is from RefSeq and is a predicted model, not a curated record. The transcript has 5 exons. Lineage: Eukaryota; Viridiplantae; Streptophyta; Magnoliopsida; Solanales; Solanaceae. Gene Ontology annotation, biological process: proteolysis. Gene Ontology annotation, cellular component: cytoplasm. Gene Ontology annotation, molecular function: cysteine-type endopeptidase activity. The coding region runs from base 100 to 1188 and encodes 362 amino acids.
GUGAAUCUUGAACUCUAUCUCAUCUCUAUGUUACAUCUUUCUUCAUAAUCUUGCACAAACUUCAUUAUUCUUUUUAAUUUUCUUAAAUUUUAUUUUAAAAUGAUGAAGUUUGUGGAGUGUACCAAUUGCCACACAACCUUACAACUCCCUAGUGGUGCUCAGUCGAUACGCUGCGCAAUCUGUUGCGCAACAGUAUCGACUGACACAACCGAACUUCGAAAGACAUCCCGGUUAACAUCAUACAUGAAUAACUACUUUCCUAUGUUACAUGGUCGCGCAUCUCCCACGGCCGGACAGAAGAUUCAACCUCCUCCGGCCUUUGGCCGGAAGAGGGCUUUGAUUAUUGGAAUUACAUAUAAAAACACUAAAGAUGAGCUCCAAGGAUGCAUCAAUGAUGCUAAAUGUAUGAAGUUCUUGCUUGUCAAUCGAUUCAAGUUCCCUCAAGAAGCUGUUAUAAUGCUCACUGAAGAAGAAAGAGAUCCACACAGAAUUCCAACUAUACGUAACAUAAGAAAAGCAAUCUAUUGGCUAAUGCAAGGUGUUAAAGCAGGGGAUUCUCUGGUGUUUCAUUUUUCUGGUCAUGGCUUACAACAAAGGAACUACACUUUAGAUGAAGUUGAUGGUUAUGAUGAAACACUUUGCCCCUUAGACUAUGUAAAAAAAGGAAUGAUUGUUGAUGAUGAACUAAAUGCAACAUUAGUUAGGCCUCUUCCUCGUGGCGCUAAGCUUCACGCCAUCAUAGAUGCUUGUCACAGUGGUACUAUGCUAGAUUUACCAUAUCUUUGUAGGAUGGACAGAACUGGACGAUAUGUGUGGGAAGACCAUCGUCCUCGAUCAGGAACAUGGAAAGGAACAAGUGGAGGAGAGGCUAUAUCUUUCAGUGGUUGUGAUGAUCAUCAAAAGUCAGCAGAUACAGAUAGUUUGGCCAAGGUCAUGUCAACUGGUGCAAUGUCCUUCUCUUUCAUCCAAGCAAUUGAGCGCGGACAAGGAACUACUUAUGGAAGUAUUCUUAAUGCCAUCAGAUCCUCCAUCCGCAAUUCUGAUAGUGAUUUAGGAAGCAAAAUCGCCAGUUCUCUUCUCACAAUGCUAACUGCCGGCAGAAGCAGCUCUGGCUUUGGGAUGAGACAGGAGCCCCAGUUGACUGCUAAUGAGACAUUUGAUGUGUACACCAAAAAGUUCUCAAUAUAACAUCUUAAGCAACUUUACACACCUCCUGGUUUCAUAUAGUUUGGGUGCACAGAUACCGAUUGAAGUUAUCGGAGAGAGAAAAGUCUUGAGGCUACGCUCCUUCAAGCCUUUGAAAAUAAAAUCUUUGUUAGAUUUCCAGUUCUUUAACCUCAGUAUUGCUAAAUUUACUUAAAUCUUUCUUGCCUUCUUUGUUCUGUUUCCUAUUCAAAGAACAAAUGUAACAUUUCUUGGCAUAACCUCCUAGAGAAUGUGUGUUUCCAUGAAUGGAAAGUUGACACAAGAAAUAUGUGUUUGAACGCGCUACACUACUCAUUUACUCAAAGUAUCGGACAACGUUAUGUCUAUUUCUUUAGCAGACAGCAUGAAAUAGACAGAAAUUAAAUAUACGUAGUUACGUAAAGCUCUGUAACAGCAAUUAUAGAGACGGAGUGAGAACUGGAAACCAACACAAAAAGUGCAUCCCAAGAUAGCAAUUAGGGACCAUGAGACAACUGGAUAAUUCUCUCUCAUUACUGCAGUUUAGCUUACAGCUUAUAUAGCAGCAAAUAAAACAUGUAAGGAACCUUGUCCAAAUCAUUUAUUCGAGUAAUGCAGGACUUAAAACAGAAAUCAUCAUCAUUAUCAGCUUAUGCAAAAAGGGUGAAGAAGUUGAUCAAUCGGACACAAAGGAAAA